AUGCCACAACAGAACGCGCUGACUCGGUUAAAUAUAUACUGCCCGCAAUUCGUAGCCCAGUAUACAAAGCCCAUGUUGAACGUCAGUCUUUUGUGCCUUCAGGCGGCGGACCCUGCUUUGCAGCUGGAAAAUGAAUGCACUGCAAUAUAUAAGGAAGACUGCCAGAAUUACAUUCGAGCACUCGUAAAGACGAAGCCAGAGGAGUUACUUGUGUGUGGCACCCACGCCUUCAAGCCUCUAUGCAGGACCUACCUGCUUCCAAAUAAAAAUAAUUCAACUGUGUUAGAUUGUACUACCGACAUACUCAAAUGCAGUUUCUAA
Messenger RNA from Helobdella robusta, 321 nucleotides. RefSeq lists its product as hypothetical. NCBI's taxonomy places the organism in Eukaryota, Metazoa, Annelida, Clitellata, Rhynchobdellida, Glossiphoniidae. Bases 1 to 321 code for a protein of 106 amino acids. The transcript is spliced from 4 exons. Gene Ontology annotation, molecular function: protein binding. The record is from RefSeq and is a predicted model, not a curated record.